CUAAGAUGCUUUGGUCACACUAGCUUUUAUGUUGCUAAAAAAGUUGGGGAAAAACGACAUUUGAUAUGGGAAAUAUGUUUAAAAACUAAACCGCUAGGUCUUCAAGCAGCUACUAGAAUGAGUCUCAACCUGGGGGGCUGGAUCCACAGCUUCACCGUGACGGACACCCAGGAGCACAAGGGCGGCUACACAAUAUACAAAAUCACCUCGAUUGUCUUCCCGAGGUCGGUACCUCAGGCUCUGACCUGCCUGGUGGUGUGGAAACGGUUUCACGAUGUCAAGCGGUUGCAUCGCGAGCUUAGCCGGCGGCACAAGAGUCUCCAACUACCCGGCAAGUUGCCAGUGCCCACAGAUAGCUCAUAUUUCAAGCGAUUCGAUGCGGCAGUCAUCCAGCGACGAAAGGAGUACAUCCUGCAGUUAUUAGACUUUGCCUCCCAGCAUCCGGCGCUGUACAAGUGCUCAACAUUCACGCAGUUCUUCCAGGAGACGCCCUCACCAAAUGGAUCGCCUCUUAAAAAGCUAUAUGUGGAACGAUCUUUACGGCUGCAGACGGAAGACAAUGGCUGCGGAGGUGGUGGAAGACCCGGUGGCUCGGAAACAGGAACGUGCGCUGGAGCCAUAGCCGACAUAUGCGAUAAACUAGACUUGCCCUAUGACCCACACGAUGCUGGGGGCAUCACGCCUCUAGAUCCGCGUUGUGAUAAGGAGCAAACAAGCAAUGAAUCCCAAGCCAAAGAAACUGAAACUGAAUUAGAAACUAAACAGGAACCCAAGACAGAUAUAAUCCCGUCAAAAAGGGAAUACGUACGCCUUCUUACGCCCAUGGCUUCCAUAGAAAGCGACGACAGCGACUACAUUUAUGAGGCGGCUCUAGAGUUCAGUCAUGCCGUUCAAGCGGAGGUAAACCUUGAGUACGCGGAAGCCCACGAGCGGUACAAGCAUGGUGUGGACCUGCUGCUCAAUGGGGCCAAGCAAGAUAGCAGCGAGGAGCGCAGAUUUAUAGCCAAGGCGAAGAUCGCCAAAUACUUGACUCGGGCUGAGGAGAUACACGCCAAUUUCUUGGCUAACGAUUGUCCGACAAAGAAGCUGCAGUUCCAGCUCUCUCUGGAUACGAUAGACGGCGGAAGUGUGACCCAUUUGGAGUGCCCCUGGAAUCAGUUGGCCCGCUACAAGGUGCUGCAGAUACUCCAAGAUCGUGUGAUGCAGGUGCAGUGUGUGACGAAAUCGCAGCAGCCGGUUGCCAUUAUGAAGGGCAUCGAGAAGCCGGCCAGUCACUCGCUGACCCAGAGCAUAUUUUUGCCCCAACAGGUGCCUUACAUGGUCCAGCUGCUGCUCUUCUUUCAGUCAGAGCAGAAGAUUUUCCUGCUUUUGCGGCAUGCCGAGGGCGGUAGGUUAUACGAAUAUCUGCAGAGCUACACGCCCACGGGUAUUAAAAGCGAAAAUUAUGAAGAACUUUUUCCAUCGGACCGAGAGCAUGAGGAGGAAGGGAAGGAGAAACCUCUUACAUCAGACAGUGACGUCAGUGAUUUGGUUCGCAGCUCCCAGCAGCUUUUAAAGUCCGUAACAAACACACUGAGUAACCUGCAAGCGGGAGUCGUUACGCCAAAUAAAAAAAUUAAGGCGGAUGAAAAUCGCAUCCGAAGUAAACCCAUUCCGGAGCAGUGCCUGCGUCAGUGGGCUUGCGAACUGGCCAUCGCCAUACACAGUCUGCACGGCAAGGGCGUUAUCCUGCGGGAUCUGCACAUGGGCAACAUUUUACUGGGCGCCAAGGGUCAGCUGUUGCUGACGUAUUUCUACCAGAACGAGGGUCUGAGCUCGGACGACAACUAUGUGCACAAGGCGCUGAGCUUGGAGGCAUUGGCUAACCACUUUGUGGCCCCAGAAAGACCGCUUACUUUCCGCUCGGACUGGUGGAGCUACGGCGUGGUGCUCUAUCAGCUCCUGCUGGGAGUGCCUUACAAAGUUACUCACCCAGGGCAACUGGAACUCUAUGGUUGUGUUCAGUACCCUAGCGAGUCCUUGGAAAUUUCAGAUCUUGCCAAGGAUCUGCUGGAACAGCUGCUGCAGCUUUCUCCGGAGCUACGUUUGGACUACGAUCAAUUGCAGGCUCACGCCUUCUUCAAAGGCAUCGAUUGGCAAGUGGUUUUGGAACAGGGCACUGUGUCCACGUGAAAAUAGCCACUAUUCGCUUUGCUUUUAUGUCCAUAAAGUAUUUUUGAUUUCGUACUGUACCUGAUAGGGAAAUUAUUCUAUUCUAUUUGUGAUUUCUUGCUUAGUUCUGAUUGGUAUUGAUUUUGAUUUCUUUAAAAGAAUCUGAUGUCGCUCCACAGCGAUUAAUUAUGUUCUGAAUCUGCUAUAUUAUUUUCUAAAUAUUGUAUAUUACUUCUUGUCUUCAAGAAGAUGUGUUAAAACCAUCCCUUUUGUUUUCAAACAUUUUAUGUUAUUCCUUUUUUGACCUGGAAGUUGAUCAAUUAUUGGUACAAAAUACGAUUUAUUUAUACGUCUAUUAUAUACAUUUGCAAAGUGUCCUAGUGUAUUGGUUACAGUUAUAAAUUUAACUAAAUUGAAUGUAGGUGUAACAAAAUUUGCAAGCCGUUUUACAAAAUUAGUAAGUAAUAAAUUUGUAAGCCAUUAUACAAGAUAAAAGGCAUUUUAUUGUCUAACUACACAACAGCAAAUGGGGCUUAGCCUACGAGUAGGAUAACUAGAACUAAAUUUGUUGGGCGACUAAGCUUCCCAGUGGGAGGUCACUUGUCUCCCGUUUGGUAAGGCACAUUUGGAAUGCAUUCUGGGGGCGGGGCUCUCGUGGCAGAACCCCUAAUCCUGGACUAACCUAGACUUAGACUGAAGAAAACCGCAUGAUUUGGCAAGACUUGUGGAUUCCGUUGUUGCAACUUGCAUAAUUUAACCUAAAAGGAACCUAUGGCAAUGUGAAAAUAGUGGCCAGAAACUGCGUGGGACUGGCCAGAAAAACUCCAACGGAGUGGAAAUAUUGACUAACAAUAAUAUUAUUUUCUUAGUAAAUAAAAUAUCAAGGUUCUGGUCUAAUACAUUUGGACUUUCCGUA
Molecule: messenger RNA, 3067 nt
Organism: Drosophila yakuba
Lineage: Eukaryota; Metazoa; Arthropoda; Insecta; Diptera; Drosophilidae
Product: ribosomal protein S6 kinase delta-1
Exons: 3
Coding region: 118-2172 (684 amino acids)
Biological process (GO): protein phosphorylation
Molecular function (GO): ATP binding; phosphatidylinositol binding; protein kinase activity
Source: RefSeq, a predicted model, not a curated record